GGUAUUUAUUUAGAAACUCCAUGUCCUUGGUGCUUGCUGCCAAGACUGCACUGGACCUACUCACUGGCUAGGCACUCACCAUCUACAGUACUCGGCUGGCGUUCUGUGGGCUGGCGGCUGGCGUCAUGGCUGGCUUGAACGAGGCAACUGCUGCAUAUUCUCGGCUGUUCUCACGAAUUCACUAAUCGUGCCGAUUGACACGAAUGCACAGCCGCUACGAAGAUGCAUCAUAUUCUUCAAGGAAUCGUCAAAUCCGACUCUCCGGAAGAAGUCAAACGAAACUUGAUCGAAAAUAAGCUUAUUCCAGCUGCUUCAAAACCGAUGAACUUAAAUGAUUGCCAAUCACUGCUUGAAGCGUCAUGGGACCUCGCAAUCAGUGGCGACACUGGCUUUCUUCAAAACGGUGGAAUUCAGGUGUUCACAGCCUGGUGCAAGCAUCACAGAAAUGCUCUGAUGAGGUUUUUCACCCAGAGUCACUUGACGACAGCACUGACAUCACCUGAGGUCAUUCACAAAGACAAGAUGUUGCAGCUGGUAGCAGCCGUGUUGUCAAACAUGGAAGAUGACCAAGCCUUCCCCAAGAUGUGCUGUGUGGUGCAGGCGCACUGUGUGGCCUACCUGGAUGGGUGCAGGGGGGCCCUGCCUGUCACCUGUGCUAUGGUGUCCCUGCUGGAGCGCUUCCCUCAGUGUGUGCCCAAGAAGGAUCAGCUGGGAAAACUGUGCUCAGUUCUCACAUACUGUGUGGUGGCUGCACCGUGUCCAACUCAAGCACAGGACCUCAAGCCCUACAUCAAAGACAUCAACAGUGUGGCACUCUUCAUCAAGUCUCUGUGGACUUUGUCUGAAGCUGCGCUGCACAAGACACUUGAUGUGGUCUCCGCCAUCCUUACCAGCAGUGAGGACACGUUCUCACCUCCUUUGGCAUCAGUUGUGGAGCUGUUGCCACCGUCUCUGGUGUCAACGGCCACCAGUUCCAUGAGCCAUAGCCUGAGCGGCUCGGUCGAUGUGGAGCCGCUGGUGCGAGCAUCCCGCAGGCUGCUGCAGUGUUUGGCCUGGCCUGGCAUGAACUCAAUGCACCUCUGGGUCACAGCAGCAUUGCGCGGAUUUGUGGCUACGGGCCGCUUUGCUGCCAUUGCUGACCUGUUUGAGUCCUCCGUUGACGUGGUGUUUUGCAGGGCGAUACAGCCAUUGACCUGCAAGUGUGCAUUCCCGGUCCUGACUCUUAUGCUGCUAUCGUACCAGCACUCGCCUGCUCUCUUCCAUAAGAUACUGCCCCACCUGCCAUUGUUUGUGAAAGAACUGCGGAGGCAGAAGAAUGGCGACAUGCUUCAGGAGCUGGCCAGCCUGUCUUACACCAUGAUGUACCUGCACUCAGGCUUUCCUGAUCUCUAUGAUCCUGUGCUAGAUGCGCUCAAGGAUGUGUCAGCAGCAGCACCCAGUGUGGAUGAAAUGCAGCAGCUCCUGAGCCAGUACCGAGUGGCCUCGGCUGGAGAGCAUUACAUUGGGGGCAUUGUUGGUGAGGCGACCGCCUUGGUGCGCCGUGAGGCCGAGCUUGUGGGUCUCCUCAACCUGGGCAACACCUGCUAUGCCAACAGUGUGCUCCAGGCACUCUACAUGACGUCACGCCUGAGGAACCAGCUGCUUCAGAGCAACACUGUGCCACCAGGGACCAUCUCGAAGAGCCUGCAGGAGCUGUUUGCCUUCUUGGCGCUAUCAGAGCGGCCGGCUGUGUGCCCUGAAGACUUUCUUCGUACCUCUAAGCCACCCUGGUUCCAGCAGGGAGAGCAGCAGGACUGCUCUGAGUUUCUUCGUUACCUGGUUGACUCGUCCCACGAGGAACAAAAAAACCAUGGCUUCCAGCUGAGUGGCUCAAACACCACAGGGCAGACCCUGAUUCAGGAGGUCUUUGGGGGAGUGGUGUGCACCACUUACUGCUGUCUUACUUGCAAUGGUGAGAGCAAGAAUGAGGAAGCAAUCACGGACCUGCAUGUGGCUUUCCCCGAGGGCUCAGUGUCCAGGACAGUUGGUGGCACUGAGAGCAAGGCAUACCACACACGGUCAACUGCCAAGUCAGGGACGGCCGAGGCCAAAAAUGAGUCCUCCGAGGAUACUUCCAAGCCACUUACCCUGGAAGACAUGCUCGUGACUUACUUUGAACCAGAGAGCAUGGAAGGCGAGAACAGAUACCACUGCAGCGUGUGUGGCACACUGAGGGAUGCACGCCGCACUGUAGCUCUGGCAGAGCCUCCGAGGCACCUCGUGCUGACCCUGAUGCGCUUCUCGUACGAUGGCGCCACGGGAACCAGAGCCAAAAUCCUCCGGGAGGUGGCAUUCCCCCAGACUCUAGUGCUGCCCUCCAAUUGCGGCCUUGGCAGUGACCAGCAAGCCACCUACAUUCUCUAUGCUGUGGUGGUCCACUCGGGCACUUCGGCUGACCGUGGCCACUAUUACACAUACGCCCGAUAUUCCAGCCAGGAGUCACUGUCACCACGCAAGUCAGCCUACCGCUCGGGGACUCCUGAUCCCUUGUGCAAGCGGUGGUACCUGUUCAACGAUAGCCGUGUGUCUGCAGCGUCUUAUGCCAGCCUGCAAGGUCUGACAAGCCGGUUUCCACGGGACACUGCCUAUGUGCUCUUCUACCGACAAAUGGACAGUGACCUUGCCUACCAGGAGGCUGCACCUGGGGACCUGCUCCACCCAAGCCUUCGGGACAUGGUUGACUUGGACAAUAUCAAGUACUUUGAGGAGCAAGAAGCAAAGAGCAAGCGUGCCCGCUGGUCAUUCAAGACGCACAAUGGCAGUGACUCCUUUGAUGGUGGGCCUUCACCAUCCACAGGCGGGUGUGGUGGAGGCAUGGGGGGUGGCCUCGGCGACAUGCCACACAUGGUUUUCUAGCAGUCCAGCCUGCCAGUGCACUGUGAGCAGCCAAAGAACAGCGCUGGCAUAAGUCACUGAGUGACAUGAAAAAUAGUGAAACAAAUUACAGCAUGGCAGGUCAUUCACACAAUCUCUUGGCUUCUGUUGUUGUUCAUGCAAUUUCUCAUCAGCUAGUGUUCAAGCGGGCAAUCACUGUUGGCCCCUUGUUUGUGAUAAUCAUGUAAAUUAUUUGUUAACGGUAAUACAAUUAAAAUGUUGCAUCAGUUCCUGUAAACUACUAUUAUGAAUGUGUGGCAUUCUGCUGCUGAUUGUGUAGAAUAGAUGUUAAGCUUUUAUACCCUAGUGAACCUUUUUUAAGUGUGAAAGGAAAUUGCUUUUUACCUGUAAGAUACAUUGCCGUCCUACAAGUGUGAAUAAAACAACAUCAUGUUAAACCACCA
Messenger RNA from Dermacentor albipictus, 3317 nucleotides. It is a transcript of the gene DUBAI, whose product is annotated as Deubiquitinating apoptotic inhibitor. Lineage: Eukaryota; Metazoa; Arthropoda; Arachnida; Ixodida; Ixodidae. Gene Ontology annotation, biological process: protein deubiquitination. Gene Ontology annotation, molecular function: cysteine-type deubiquitinase activity. Gene Ontology annotation, cellular component: nucleus; cytosol. The record is from RefSeq and is a predicted model, not a curated record.